GGUAACGGGGGCGGGAGGUGAUGGGGAGGGGGGCUGGAGGGGGAGGGGGGCUGGAGGGGGAGGGGGCCUGCAGUUGCAGAGCGGGGCUCCUCUGUGAGGACCCGCGUGGCGCAGCCAGCGACCAGCUUGGCAACGCCAGUCUCGGCCAUUUUUGGGGAUCGUGAGGCUCCUGUAAAGGGCAACCACUUCACGCGGUACCAGGCAGCGUCCUUGCUGAUGGUCUUCCCGACCAUGAAGGACGCCGCCAGCUGCCGCCAGCAUGGACGACAUUAUAAGGCUUGAGCGAUGAUGACGGGGCUUGAGCGAGCGAUAAAAACGGGUUCCAAGGAGCAGAAGUUGCGCUUUGACCAGAUGACCGCAGACCGCAGAUGCAGCAUUUUGUGGUGCUGCUGGCGCUCGCGGUGGUCAUCAUCCUAGGGCUGCCGGCUAGCGCUCCGAUGUUUUUAAAUCCCCCUAAACCCCAGCAGCGCUUUGGGCAUGGUGGUCUCCGCCUUCGUCAGGAAGACGUAGUGUCAGUAAGAUGAAAUAGCAAUGGUUGAGAAGGGGCGCUUCCGCCGCGCAGCCUUGAGGGCGGAGGCCUCCAGAAGGGACGCGAGGGCCGCGCCGUCGCCCGCGGCGGUGGCGGCCGUGGCGGCGGCGGCAGUCGGAGCGGGCGCGGGCGCGGGCGCCGCAGCGGCGGCGGCAGGGGGCGAGGCCGGUGCCUCGGGCGCCCCGGCCGCGCCGCCCGUAGACGGCGCGGCGGAAGCCGUCGACGCGCCACCGUCGGAGGCGGCAGAGGAGGCGACCUCAGCGGCAGCUGGGGCCGCAGCCGGAGCCGCGGGAAGAGCCGGCGCAGCCGACACCGGUGCCGGUGCUGGUGGCGCCGCCGGCGCGGCGGCGGCGGUGGCGGCGGCGCCGCCCAGCAUGCUCUGCAGGUUGCUCAGCAUGGCGGGCGACAGCGCACCCGCGCCGCCCUGCCCACCCGCCGCCGCCAGCAGCACCGCCAGAGAGUCCAGCGACGGCGCCGCCGCCGCUGCCUCCGGCGCAGGAGCCGCCGCCGGCGCUUCCUUGGCGGCACCGUGGCUGCCGCCCAGCGCCGCCGCCAGCAUAGCCAUGGCGUCAGCGGGCAGAGCCUGUGCCGCCGUGGGCGCGGGCGCGGCGGCGGCGGCUGGCUGCACCACCUCACGGCACGGGGCGGGGCCGCGACACGACACAGGACGGAAGGAGCGUGACGGACUGGCUGACUAGGCCGAAUAAACUCAACAGCUGUCGUCGUGGUGUUGUGGCCGUCGUGUUGGGCUCCCACUGCGUGUGUGGACACAGCGGCAUGCGUGAAGUGCUUAAGCUAGCUGGUAUUGUGUUUUUGACGGCAGGCACCCGCGAGCGGCGUUUAAAGCGGAACCCACACGUCGCAUUGAGGCAGGUUCUGUGCUGGUAGGUGUAGGCGGCUUGAGUAGGAUUUGCGUACGGAUGGAGCUCUGCUGUACAACGAUAAUAGGAACCGUACCUGGUAAACCCAGGCGGUGCAGCCUGCUGUAUUUAUGUACGCGACAACAUGUGCUGGACAACAUGUGCUGGAUAAAAGCCGUGUGCGACGUGUGCCAUGCAUUUGCUGCUGUGUGCGUGCCUGAUGGGGCGGUGGUAGUAUGGGCCUGUGUGCAUAUCUGUGAGUGUCGAGCGUGAGUGAGCAUGUGGAGCGUCACAAUCGCAUUAUUGUGUUGGGACUUGGCAUGGGGCCGAGUCGGGUGCUGUGCUGGCGGGCCUUGCGUGCGGACGUCUGGGAGCUGAUGUGCAUGCAGGCAUAUGAAUGCGGGUGUUACAGAGUUGCUCAGCCAUGAUGGCUUGAACAGCGGCCGUUGCACCCAGGCAUGCAAUUACCGUGCACGGAGUGUCGGCUGAGUGGAGUGAGUGCCUGGGAGCGUCUUUCUGCUGCAACCGACAGAGUAUCUACUGGCAAGAUGCAUGCUGACCACUGUCCCGACAAAUCGAGCUAUCGACAAGGGUUCUGAAUGUACGGUUGACCAUGGUGCUGGUUGAGUGUUGACCAAUGCGGUCUUGCGGACUUGCGCUGACUGCGGUCAACAACGGGGCAAGCAGGAGCUGCAGGACUGCGCGCGACCGCAAUGCCGUCCAGCAGUACCGUCCAGCCGUUUAU
Chlamydomonas reinhardtii is the source of this 2134-nucleotide messenger RNA. RefSeq lists its product as uncharacterized. The transcript has 3 exons. The coding region runs from base 532 to 1227 and encodes 231 amino acids. NCBI's taxonomy places the organism in Eukaryota, Viridiplantae, Chlorophyta, Chlorophyceae, Chlamydomonadales, Chlamydomonadaceae. The record is from RefSeq and is a predicted model, not a curated record.